Molecule: messenger RNA, 2620 nt
Organism: Rhea pennata
Lineage: Eukaryota; Metazoa; Chordata; Aves; Rheiformes; Rheidae
Product: mucosa-associated lymphoid tissue lymphoma translocation protein 1-like
Exons: 16
Coding region: 1-2283 (760 amino acids)
Biological process (GO): proteolysis
Molecular function (GO): cysteine-type endopeptidase activity
Source: RefSeq, a predicted model, not a curated record
AUGGCAGACUGGAGCAUGCCCAUUGGCUCCCUGGGUGAAGAUGUGGUGGCGAGGCUCUGCGAGCUGCUGGACAACGCCAGCCGGGGCUGGCGCAAGCUGGCAGAGGUGGCUGGAGCUGAGAAACGCUUCAAGUGCAGCGAGGAGGAGCUGGAGAUGUGCUCACUGAAGGUGCUGGAGCCCCGUGGCAGCCCCACACAAUGCCUCCUGCAGUUGCUGGCUGAACGUGACUGCAGCCUCAAGUACCUGCUGGGCUGCCUGGACAAGAUGGGGCACACACAGGCCUACCAGGUCCUCAGCGGUGCUGUCCAAGACAUGAUUCGCAUCACAGUGCAGCCAGAGUCGCAUAAGGUGACAGAGGGGACACGAGUGUCUCUGACCUGCUGGGCAACUGGCCCACCAGGGCUGAGUUACCAGUGGUUCCGCGGGAAGCAGGAGCUGCCUGGAGCCACAGCCCCAGAGCUGGUGAUCGACACAGCCACCCUGCAAGGCCAGCCCAGCUGGUACAUCUGCCGGGUGAACUGUGGGGUCAGCUUUGUCUUCUCCAGGUGGGCCCACGUCCAGGUCGAGAAGAGCAGCAGCCCUAGCUCAGCAAGUGGGUACUGCCCAACCAUGGUGGGGCUGCAGAUCCUGCAGCAGCCACGGGCCUGUCGCUUGGCCGAAGGGGACACGCUGGUGCUGGAGUGCAGAGCCAUUGGCAACCCACCGCCCCAGUACCAAUGGUUCAGGAACCGGCGCCCCAUGGAGGGUGCGCGGGCACCCCAGCUCCAGGUGAAGCUGGUGACAACGGCUGAGAGGGGCAGCUAUUCCUGCAGGGUGUUCAACCUCUUCCAUGAGAUGUGGAGCCAGGAGGUGGACGUGGAGAUUGGCCCGCGUCUCUUCACCUCUGGAGGUUCCUGGCAGGAUGGGGAUGGAGGUGCCUCGGAGCAUUGUAGCCCUGGACAGCUGUAUGCCACCGACAAAGUGGCCCUGCUGAUUGGCAACAUGCACUACCUGCACCACAAACACCUGAAGGCCCCCAUGGUGGACGUGCACGCGCUGAGCAGCCUCCUCCGCCAGCUCGACUUCAAGGUGGUCUCGCUGCUGGACCUGUGCAAGGCUGAGAUGCAGAUGGCCGUCAAUGAGUUCCUCCUUCUCCUUGACAAGGGCGUCUACGGUUUGCUUUACUAUGCUGGGCAUGGCUAUGAGAAUUUCGGCAACAGCUUCAUGGUGCCCAUCGAUGCGCCCGGCUCCUACACCUCGGCCCACUGCCUGUGCGUGCAGCGCGUGCUGCGGAGCAUGCAGCAGCGCCACACUGGCCUCAACAUCUUCCUGCUCGACAUGUGCCGCAAGAGGAACCUCAAUGAUGACAUCAUCCCGCAGGUCGGGGCAUUGCAAGUCACAGCCAACAUCGUCUUCGGCUAUGCCACCUGCGCAGAUGCUGAAGCUUACGAGCUGAGCCAGGGUGAGCUCUCCAAUGGCAUCUUUGUCAGCUUCCUCAAGCGCUGGCUGCUGGAGGACGAGAAGAUCACAGUGCUGCUGGACAAGGUGGCCGAAGACAUGGGUACGUUGGAGAUCACUCGGGGUCGGCAAGCCUUGGAGCUGCGCAGCAACCUCUCAGAGAGACGAGCCCUCACAGACCCCAUCCAACCAGCUGAGGGCCAGGAUGAGUUGUCUGUCAGGAACCUGCAGUGGGCCAAGGCCCACGUCCUGCCAGAAAGCCGGCACCUCCACUUUGACUGCGGGGUCACCGUCCAGCUGGGCUUUGCUGCCGAGUUCUCCAACAUCAUGAUCAUCUAUACUCGCAUUGUGGACACCCCAAAGGAUAUCACCAAGUGUGAGGCCAAGCUCACAGACAUACCAGAGGAGCUGGACGUGGAUCUCAAAUUCACCAACAAGGAGAGCCCUGAGGAGGUGGGCAGCCCACUGUCUCCAACCUGGAGCCUUGAUGUCCCCUCCUGCUGCCUCUACAGCCGGCUCUGCAGUCUGCAGAAACUGCGGCAGGAGCUGGUGUUCACCGUGUGCCUGCAGUACCAGUACCGGGGCGUGGACGACUUUGUGGAGGAGAGGCAGAUGGUGAACGUGGGGAAGCCGCUCAUCGCCAAACUCAACCUGAGGCUUGGCGAUGGGCCGGAUGCCUCUGCCCAGCCCAACCCGGAUGCCUCCGUCUCGCUGCCGGGCUCCGAGGCCUCUGGAAGCCCCCUGUCCGGCUCACCCCCGGGCAGCUGGGCGCCCGCCGACGCUCGCUGGAUGAACACCCCCGAGGAGAACCUGAGCCCCGAGAUCCCCAGCUCGCACUCCCUGUAGACGGGCAGCACGGCCCCCCCAUCCCCACCGCGGUCCCCUCCGGCAGCUGCAGAUGCCGCGGCGCUGCCACAUCCCUCCUGCCAGGGGGGGCCAGGAGCCGGAGGGAGCAGAAGUGCCAAGGAUGGAGCUGAGCCCCAUCCUGCCCCGUGCCGGGGCUCCCCAGGACGCUGUGGGGUGCAGGGCUCGCCACACGGCACCACCAGGACCCCCAGUGCCGGCAGGAUGGGGCUCAGCGGAAGGGUCCGGGCUGCGGUGCCGGGGGUUUGGGGACUCCCCCAAAUAUUUUGGCUGUGUGUUUGGGGCACCGGGGAUGGGGCGUUUCGCUGGGGCGCCGCUC